Cucurbita pepo subsp. pepo (vegetable marrow) is the source of this 1534-nucleotide messenger RNA. The record is from RefSeq and is a predicted model, not a curated record. Lineage: Eukaryota; Viridiplantae; Streptophyta; Magnoliopsida; Cucurbitales; Cucurbitaceae.
UAAACCCAAAUUCCCAUAUUUUCUCAAUAUCCAAUCCAUUGUUUCUCUCCGUGCGAAGUGCUAUAUAUUCAAAUUUAUAAACCCACAAUUUCCCCAAUCCUUCCAUGUGCAGUCUCCAAGAAACUGAUUCAUUUCAGUAAAAAAUAAUAGAAAAAACUCCAUUAAAUCCUCUCUCUGUUUCUCUGUUUCUUCAUCUUUCUCUGUUUUAUGGUUGUUAUGUUUCACGACAGUCGGUGGACGACCAUGACUCAGUCUUCGACUCAGUGGACUCGGUCGGAGGACAAGCUUUUCGAGGAGGCUUUGGUGGUGGUACCGGCGGACUUGCCUGAUCGGUGGCAAAGGGUCGCCGACCUUGUGCCUGGAAAGUUGCCGAGGGAGGUUAAAGAUCACUAUGAGGCUCUGGUUUAUGACGUCCUGGAAAUUGACUCUGGUCGAGUUGAGUUGCCGAGUUAUUCUGAUGAAUCGGCGGUGGGUUCGCCGGAAUGGGACUCUUCUGGACAGAUCUCUUUUGGAUCCAAGGCUAAGCCUGGUGGGGACAGCGAGAGGAAGAAGGGGACGCCAUGGACCNUUGUGUUCUUCAAUAUCAAGUUUUUGAGCAUUGGCCUAAAAGCUAAAUCCAAUAGUUGCUCUAGUUUUCAACUUUUGCCCCCUAUGUUUCGAGAUCUGUUGCUGCGAUUGAAGCUUGAAUUUCGGAGACCAAUGGGAGAAACGAAGCAGCGAGUAUCAAACGAUGUUCAUGUUACUCUAGGCCUUUCUCGCUCUUUGGUUAGUCUUCUGAUGCAAAGUUAUGUUUGGCAUUAUGACAGGCUAUUCCUCCUUGGACUGAAAAAAUUCGGUAAGGGUGAUUGGAGGAGCAUCUCAAGGAACGUAGUGAUCACAAGAACACCAACUCAAGUAGCUAGCCAUGCUCAGAAAUACUUUCUCCGACAAAACUCCGGGAAGAAAGAAAGGAAACGAUCAAGCAUUCACGACAUCACUACAGUUGACAACAACUCCGCCCCUAUACCUUUCGACCCGAAUUGGAUAUCCCCAGUUCCCAACCCAACCAUUCAAUCAAGUAUGCAGCAGCAGCUAAGCCCCACAGGUCAUUUGCAAGACCAAGGAGGUGCACUCCAAACUUACAGGUUCCCGAUGUAGGGAUCGACACAAUAUGGAUAGAAACUACUGAAAACAUUAUUGCAAUGUAAAUACACCGACGAAUGUGUAAAGGCGUUGUAACGUACCUGGGGAGGUUUGUUGUUUUGGUUGCCACAGUUUAGGGGAAGCUGAUGAUAUGGAAGUUUGAACAGUAGUAGGAUCCUGUUUGUAAGUAAAAUAGAAGAAAGCAAAAGGAUUAGCAGUGUUAGUUACUUAGUUAAUGUAAAAGAAAGAAGAAAGGCGUGGGGUUAGGAAAGGAAAACACAGGAUAUGAAUGGAAAAUUCUUUUGUUGGAUUGUGAGUAUUCCUGCAACCAAAUUUUGGUGCAGGAUGCUUUACUUUCAUUCAUGAGAUGACUGUUUUAUAAACAUUAUUCAGCAGACAACAUCGUUUUAAG